Anguilla rostrata (American eel) is the source of this 1096-nucleotide messenger RNA. It is a transcript of the gene cmc2, whose product is annotated as C-x(9)-C motif containing 2. Gene Ontology annotation, cellular component: mitochondrion. NCBI's taxonomy places the organism in Eukaryota, Metazoa, Chordata, Actinopteri, Anguilliformes, Anguillidae. The transcript has 5 exons. Bases 407 to 670 code for a protein of 87 amino acids. The record is from RefSeq and is a predicted model, not a curated record.
GUAACAGGGUUGAUUACCACUGCACUACACAAACAUAAAUGUAGACCUCUAUGUGAAAAAUAUUAAUGUCCCUUUGGAAUAAUUAAGGACAAAUGUUACACUUGAAUAUUUUUGUUUAACUACUAGGACUAUAUGGAGAUAUCAGAACGUGGAAAAACAUCUGGAUUUAAGUGCAUUUAAUACUUUUAUUUUGACACCCACAGUCCUUGCAGACACGAGAAGUAAAAAAACCUACUGGUUUAAGUUUUGUGAAAAUAGCACAGAACUGUUCCAGAUCGUCUUCCGUUGGCCAGUAUUAGAUCUUUUGUUGCAAAAUUGAGUUGGCUUACUGGCCGUUUUCAUCAGGACUACUCAGAUGAUUCCAUUAUUUGUCUGUACUAUUGGAGAGGUAGGACCUUAACCCAGGAUGCACCCAGACCUUUCUCCGCAUUUGCACACGGAUGAAUGCAAUGAGCUGAUCACGCUACUGAAACAAUGUCACAAGGAGCACAACGUCCUCAGGUUCUUUGGGACUUGUAACGAUAUUGACCGAGCCAUGCGGCAGUGCCUGAAGAAAGAGCCCACAGGCCAAGCUGUUACCGCUAAUUAUGCCUCGCCCUUCGGGGCUAUUAACGGCAGUUGGCAUUGCACGGCCUGGGUUUUCUCCCAGACCAUCCAUGCACUAGAUUAGUGUGUUAACAGGAUGAGUCACCUGCAGCCCUCCUGUUGCACUUCUUGAAAGUGUAGCAAUAUUAACCCUGGAGUCCUGGAGUCCCACAAAAACUGGCACUCUGAAACUGGCCAUUUUGUCAUCCCCCUACCUCUAUCCCUUGCAUUACCAAACAACCGUGGUCACCAGGUCAUCACUGCAAAUGAGAAUUGCAGUCUUAGUUGUUCUAUUGGUAAAUAAAAAAAUUUAAAAAUCUUAAAUAUAAUAGUGGUCUGAAUGGCUCUCUUUGCUGUUGAAUAAAGUGCUCCGCCCAUCAAUGGGAUGAAUGUAACUACUGUCUGUCCUGCAGUACCAGGUGAAGAGGCAGCGGAGCUGGGAGCAUGCGCAGGAGAUGAAGCAGAGGAUAAAACUGGGCCCUAAGGAUGGGACUAAUAAAGACUGAGUCAC